Messenger RNA from Bactrocera tryoni, 2247 nucleotides. Its product is annotated as maltase A3. The coding region runs from base 179 to 2050 and encodes 623 amino acids. Gene Ontology annotation, biological process: carbohydrate metabolic process. NCBI's taxonomy places the organism in Eukaryota, Metazoa, Arthropoda, Insecta, Diptera, Tephritidae. The transcript is spliced from 6 exons. The record is from RefSeq and is a predicted model, not a curated record.
UUAUGCCGUUGCAUCAGUUCGCUUGGAGUGCUCGUCCGCGCAUUUUUAAAGUGAGGGUGGUUCUUAUGACUCUUUGCUUAUGAGUCUUCUAAAAGAAAGAAGUGAAGUUAAUGUUUGAUUUGAAGCUGGAAGGCAAUCGCUAUACGCAAAAGUAGAGACUGAAUGCUAAGGCAAAACGAUGAUUAGGCGCAUAUUGUUAUUUCUAUUAGUGUCGAUUUGUAGUGGCGUCACCGUUGUGAGCGCUGGCGGCUUUCCAAAUUAUCAUGCGCAUUUCGAUUUUAUCGCGUGGGAUAAGCAUAGCGCUGCGGCGAAGGUGAAUGCUUCGCAGGAGUGGUGGCAAUCGGCGGCGCUCUAUCAAAUCUACCCAAGGUCAUUUAAAGACAGCAACGGCGAUGGGGUGGGUGAUCUGAAGGGCAUCGCAGAGCAGCUACCCUACCUUAAAGAGAUCGGUAUUGCCGCGACAUGGAUAUCUCCUAUCUAUAAAUCGCCUAUGGCGGAUUUUGGUUAUGAUGUCGCCAAUUUUACCGACAUUGAUCCGAUAUUCGGUACACUCGACGAUUUUGAUGCGUUGAUCGCCAAAUCACGUGAAGUUGGUGUGAAAAUAAUAUUGGACUUCGUGCCGAAUCACUCGAGCGAUGAACAUGAAUGGUUCAAAAAAUCGGUCGCGGGCGACAAUGACUUCAAAGACUUUUACGUUUGGCAUCCGGGGCGGGUGGUAAAUGGCACGCGUCUACCGCCAACGAAUUGGAUGAGUGUAUUUCGUGGCUCCGCUUGGCAGUGGCAUGAGACGCGCAAAGAAUACUAUUUGCAUCAAUUUCUGAGUAAGCAGCCGGACUUGAAUUAUCGUAAUCCGAAAGUGCGCGCGGCCAUGAGUGACGUAUUGCGGUUUUGGUUACGACGGGGCGUCGCUGGUUUUCGCAUCGAUGCGGUGCCGUUUGCAUUUGAAGUAGCGCCAGAUGCAAAUGGCAAUUGGCCAGAUGAGCCACGCAAUGACUGGGUUGUCGAUCCGGAUGACUACAAUUAUGUUAAACACAUCUACACCGUUGAUCAGCCGGAGACAUUGAACUUGGUGUAUGAAUGGCGUCAGGUUUUGGACGAAUUUCAGAAAGCGAACGGUGGCGAUGAACGUGUUAUGCUAACCGAAGCAUAUUCACCAAUCGACGUGGUAGUAAAGUAUUAUGGUAACGACACAGCAGAGGGUGCGCAGAUGCCUUUUAAUUUUCUCAUGAUCAGCUGGCUGUCAAAUGACUCCGAUGCCUACCACUUUGCGGAGACAGUAAAUACUUGGUUAAAGAACAUGCCGGCAGGACGUACAGCCAAUUGGGUGAUUGGCAAUCAUGAUCAAAAUCGCGUCGGCUCUCGUCUCGGCGCCGAUCGUAUUGACAUGUUGAACAUGCUGACGAAUAUUCUGCCUGGUGUUAGCAUCUCAUAUUAUGGCGAAGAGAUCGGCAUGGCUGACGUAUGGAUCUCGUGGAAUGAUACUGUGGAUCCCUCAGCUUGUCACACCAAUCCGGAUAUCUAUGAAAGGUUCUCACGUGAUCCCGAACGUACACCCUUCCAAUGGAAUGAUGCACAGAAUGCCGGUUUCAGCACAGCUAAAAAGACUUGGCUGCCAGUCGCUGACGACUACAAAACAGUGAAUGUCUUACGCGAACGCAACGAUGCGCUGAGCCAUUUGAAUAUCUACAAACAAUUGCACGCUCUGCGAAACGAAUCGACAUUGCGUCACGGUAGUGUGGAGGUAAAGGCCGUGACACAAAAUGUUUUGGCGGUGAAGCGCAUGCUCCUCAAUGAUUACACAUACGUUUUGCUAAUGAAUCUUUAUGAUUCCACGGAGGAAGUGGAUUUGAAGCGCGCAUUCGAUAAUAUACCGAAUGAGUUUGAAUAUAUUAUUGUUACCGGGAAAAGCAAAGCGAAGAGGGGUGACACUCUAAAAUCGACGGGCAUUCAAAUAUUACCGAAGGAAGCCGUGGUUUUGCGUUCUGUCACCAAAUUGACUACUACAGUGGGUUAUUUUGCAUAUUACAUGCCAAAAAAUGAUAAAAAUUAGAGCAGCGAGUUAGUUGCUAAAAGUCUGAAAUACUAAUACUAGAUAUCAAUGUUGUCAUACUGAAGAGCUUUAAAUGUUUGUAUUUCAUUAAAAAUUUUGUUAGUGUUAAGCAUCUAUUUAGUUUAUAAAUAUUAUGCAAUAUAAAGAGUGAAUAAAAUGAGUUUCUUAAAUUGUUGAUAAAGGCGUCCCCUUACGUA